This is a messenger RNA of Mercenaria mercenaria, 2003 nucleotides long. RefSeq names its product polypeptide N-acetylgalactosaminyltransferase 5-like. The record is from RefSeq and is a predicted model, not a curated record. Bases 29 to 1528 code for a protein of 499 amino acids. The transcript has 11 exons. Gene Ontology annotation, cellular component: Golgi apparatus. NCBI's taxonomy places the organism in Eukaryota, Metazoa, Mollusca, Bivalvia, Venerida, Veneridae.
UGCAGGAGUCGUCCUUGAUUAUGACAAAAUGUCCGCACAAGAGACACAUAAAAUGCAGCAGUUAUACAUACUCCAUGGUUUCAAUGCCUAUAUAAGUGACAUGAUUCCCUUCAACAGAACACUGCCUGAUAUCCGCAGCGAAAAUUGCAAGAAGAUAAACUAUGACGUCAACCCCGAAACGACGGAUCUUCCCCAAACCAGUGUCAUCAUUGUUUUUCACAACGAGGCGCUGUCUGUAUUAAUGCGCACAAUAUUUUCUGUGAUCAGAAGGACUCCCGAUUUCUUACUCAAAGAAAUAAUUCUCGUUGACGACUUUUCGACGUUAGAUGAAAUGAAGCAGCCCCUUGCUUUAGCUAUUUCUAGGAUUCGGAAAGUUCGUCUGUUAAGAACAAUAAAACAUGAAGGACUUAUCAGAGCUCGCUUAAUUGGUACCAGGAAUGCGACAGCGCCAGUACUGACGUUUCUAGAUGCUCACGUUGAAUGUUUUAAAGGAUGGCUGGAACCAUUGCUUGAACGAUUAGUGGAGAAAUCAGAUACUGUUGUAUGCCCGCAACUUCAAACAAUAUCAGGAAAAACGUUUAAGAUAGCCAUUCAAGAUAAAGUGUAUGUCGGGACUUUUCAGCUAUCAGAUUUAGUAUUUGAUUGGAUCCCGGUCCAGUAUAAUGAUCAACAUCUGAGAUCAUCAGAUACAGACACAGCUAGGUCCCCAGUAUUUUCAGGUGGAAUGUUUUCAAUAUACAAGAGUUAUUUCUACAAAAUAGGAGCUUAUGAUAAGGACAUGAACCUAUGGGGCGGUGAAAAUCUCGAACUAUCAUUCAGGGUAUGGAUGUGUGGAGGCUCGGUUGAAAUUCACCCUUGUUCAAACGUGGCUCAUUUAUUCAGACAGACAAAUCCAUUGGAGGUUACCAUGAAAACAGAAGUUGACAAGGCUUCAGUAAGGAACAAUCUCAGAACGGCCAGCGUAUGGAUGGAUAAUUUUAAGAAAUUUUAUGUAGAGAAGGGAAUGGAAGAGAUUGAUGUAGGGAACAUUUCGGAAAGAACUGAACUACGGAGACAAUUAAAGUGUAUGUCGUUCCAAUGGUAUAUAGAUAACGUGUAUCCGGGGCUUUAUGUUCCAGGACGAGCGCUGCUUCUAGGGGAGAUCAGGAACCCUGCGUAUGAUGUAUGUAUAGACAGUGGUAUCAACAUUAUAUCGGCUCAUAUAGGUGCGUCGAGAUGUAGUAAUAAAACAACUCAGUUCUGGCACCUGUCAAAACUUAAUGCUCUGCAAAGGGAGAUCGGCUGUAUUGAAUAUCCUGAGAACAUCAAAGAUGAUCCAAGACCAACUUUAGAGAGGUGUGAUGGUGGAGGACCUAAGCAGCACUGGGUAUAUACUAAGAAUGGAUGGUUAUAUAAUCCUGAAACUCAUCUUUGCCUUGGGUUAACCAAUAAAAAACAUACUCUACAGAUGCUUAAAUGUGAAAAUAAUGACAGGUUGCAUUGGAAAUGGCACAAUACUGGGAUUGAGGAUAAAUUUACAGGGAGAUAACACUGCACAUAUGUAUUAUUCGUAUUUGAAAUGGAUAUAUGCUAGAGAUGUUGUUUAUACUACAAUAAUAAUAAUUUAAUGUGAAAGUAGUGAAAGAUUUUUGUUUGGAAUGCUACAGCAGUUGAUGUGAGGAUAAAGUUGCAACAUUAAUUGUAUUAUAUUUAUUUGAAAGAGAUAGGUGCUUGAGAUAUUGAUUUAUUGAAAUGUCAGCUUUUAAAGUAUUAAGACACAUGACCUGGGGAUGAAUCUUAUCACAGAUGAUACCGACAGUAUCCAUUGUUUUCAUUCGGUAAAUUGCUUGAUAGAUACAAACCCGCCAAAAUGUAAAAUGUUAGAGUAGUCUCCUUGGAAGCAUUUCGCAGAGCAAACAUAGCCUUAGUCACACAUCAGAAAGUAGGUCAACCACAAAUAGAAACUGUGGUAGAAGACAAAGUUGAUGGGUUACUUUAAAUACUCAUCAAUAAGUGCAUUUUGA